CAAAUCCUAAAUUCCUAAACCCUUCAAUUCCGGUCUCUUAAACCCUAAUUCUUUCCCACCAAUAUACACCGUCGUCAAUUCAUCAACCAUCCUUCUGUCCGUCGUCAAGCAUGGAUUCCAUUCAAAUGGAAUCUCAAAGUGAGUUCAAAAGUUUCAUUGGCAAAAACUAUUAUACUGCACUCGAUCAAUCACUCCAAACGCUUCUGGACUCGGCCCCGAAUUGGAAUUUUGAGAAGCUCUCAAGUCUAACAUCAACUUUUAGCGAAUUGUUGCAAUGUAAAAUAAACCAACCACUUGAAACUGUAUGGGUUUAUUCAGCUUUAGCCUUUCGAGAGCUCAAUUCCUCCAAGAAUGAGCCUUUGAAUCACUUUGCAGCCUUAAAGGACUUGUUUCAGCUCAUAGUUUCUCGUUCAGCUCCUUGCAAUUCUGUGGUAAGCAUUUUAAUGAUGUCACCUGUGAUUUAUCAUGUGCAUAAAUUUGUUGUGGAUUUGAAAGGCUUCGUGUUGAGGUCGAAGAAAGAGAAGAAAUUGAUGAAAGAUAUCAGGGACUUGGUGGAUUCAGUUAUUGGGUUUGUAAGUGUGUUCUCUGAGGGAUUGGAGAACAAUGCGGAUAGCUUGGAGGGUUUGAUUAGGCCAUUGGAGGAUUUAAUUAGUAUCUGGAUUUCGGACGAGAAGGAGCAAAAGGAAGGUGACAGGCUAAAGUUUUUUUUCCCACUUUUAGGGGAUGAGAUAGUGGGAAAGAUGAUAGGUGGAAGUUGUGGAUUGAGUGAGCUGGCUGGUUGUGUGAUUGCUCAGGUGUUCCUUUUAAGGUACUGCUUGGCAUUUCCUGAUGGAAGUUCCCCAAAGGAUUCGCUGAAUGAACUGAGGGAUGGGGUGGUUGGUUCCAUUACGGGGCUUCGCAGUUCAUACUUCUUUGAUGCGCUGCUAAGGUUGCUUCUAGGACCAUCUUUGCCUGUUGCCUCUCUUUUGAGUUCUGAUGAUGAAAUUAGAUUCAGGAAGGUCCUUUAUGAUGCUGUCAUUUUGGUUGAAUACUCUUUUCUUAAUCCUGAGAGAAUGGUUCAUCUGCCCUUCAAGCAUGUGAAAAGUACUGCCCUGGGAAGGCUGAUAGUUGUCCAUGAAGCUGUGGAGUUCUUCAGAAAACAAGGAGAACAGUCAAAAGCACUUUCUUGUUUAAAUGCCUUCUCUGCUUCAAGAUUGCAAUCUCAGAUAAUACGUUGUGUCAAAAGUCAAAUUGGUAUCAGAGGUGAUGCAAAUGAACCAAACGAAGUGUCACCAAAAGCACUUUUAAGAUGGAUCCUUAAUAUAGAGAAUCGAGGGAUGCAAGUAUUUGACAAUGACAUGGGAACUUAUCGUGCCAAAAUGGUUCUUGAUCAUUCAGAAGAUAAUUCCAAACUGGGGGCAUACAAGGAGAAGAACUCUGAUACAGAUCUUCUCUUUUACAUUGAUAACAAGGGUGAAGACAAAGAUGAAGGUGAGACAGAUGAAAAGAUGGCUGAAGCCGUAAGCGCCUCUUUUGUGACUGCUGCUCAUUCGCUACAGUCAGCUGAUCGUGGAGGAAAGAAGCGUAAAUCUGGAAAGGUUGAAAAGAAAGGUCGGUUGAAGUUUCGCAAGUACAAACUCUAUGAAGAUUCUGAUCUGCUUGGGGAGAAGUCCACAUUUGUUGAUACCAAUAAUUUGAAUAGCACAAGUGAUGUUGAGAAUCCAAGUUCUGAUGAAGAUGAUUAGUUGUAUCAGAAUACAUUUUCAAACAUAGCAAUGGGAGUACAUGCACUCUCCCAAGUUAGAAAGGGUGCAGUUUUUGUUGUCUCAAAUGAAUAUUCAUUGAAGCUGCAUCAUUUGGACAGAAACGACAAGUAUAUUGAAAGUUCAUAUUGUUGUAAUGGUGACAUAGAGUUGGUGCUGUAGGUGAAAUCUGGAGUAACAUUCAAAUGGGUCAAUCAAAUGUGAAACUUAUUUUUUUCCCUUUUAUAUCUCUUAGUAGUCAUGUCUUAUAAUGUUCAACAAUUGCUUUCGUUCGUCACUCUCUUAUGUUAGCAACCGAGGUAAAGAUGUAUGUAGUAUGUACAAGUAGCAUUUAUCGUGUGUUACAGGGGAUCUUUUGCCAUUGCCCUAUUAUCACCAACGUUCCUUGCAUGAGCACUUCCCAUUUCUAAAAUGGUGGAAUCUACGAAUGUCACGGAUAACAAUCUCCUUCUGAGUAAUGCUUGAAACACCCUUCAUGAACUCAUGGCAGUCUCCGCAGAUUCUUAGAUUCUUAAAAAUUCUAAUUCGUCCACCAGGAACAUUAUUUAUAAGCGCAAAGGACAAAGCUAGCCUCUCACUGUGAUGAAAGAGAUUUUCUUUCUUCUCUGCGUCUGAUACAUUUUGAAGCGCAUGAUUUACGUUUGGAACAUAGCCCGUCAAACAUAGUUCUUGAUGCAGGUUUCCCAGCUUUUGAUAAAUUUCACUUGACCUUGGAUGUGAAGCAUCCUGAGACAAGAACACGUGAGUUCGAGCAUCAACCUCAACCCAACUACAACCAGGUUCCUUCUUAACACCUUGACCUAACAUCAAACUUCUGAUUCUUGUAACAUCAUCCCACCUACCUUUGGCUGCAUAUAUGUUGGACAACAAUAUGUAAGGUGCAUCUUCAUUAGGUUCAGUCUCGAGAAGUUUCUGAGCAAUUUUUUCACCCAAUUCUACGUUUCCAUGAAUUUUACAAGCUCCAAGAACAGUUUGCCAGAUCAAGGAAUUUGGAGUGAUCUUCAUGUCCUCAAUAAAUCUCUCCAUCUCACAAAAUCUACCAGCCCGCCCUAGGAUAUCAACCAUGCAAGCAUAAUGAUCAAUUGAAGGAGUGAUUCUGUAAUUUUCAGUCAUUGCCUGGAAAUAUCUCCUUCCUUCUUCAACCAAACCCAUGUGGCUGCAGGCAGAAAGGACACCAAUAAAAGUAAUCCCAUCAGGCAGCACACCUUUGUUUAACAUUGUUUUGUAAGAUUGAAGAGCUUGUUCAUUCUGUCCGUGCUGGGAAUGUCCGCAUAUCAUUGUGUUCCACAUAACUGUAUCAACAGCAUCCAUGCUAUUGAAUAUAUUCUCCGCAUCAUCAAUGCAACCACAUUUCCCAUACAUAUCAAUGAGUGCGCUUGCCACAUAUACAUCAAAAUCCUGUCCAGACUUAAUUGCCCAGGAGUGCAACUGCUGUCCAUUUUGAAGGUUUGCGAUGCCUGAGCUAGCCUUGAGACAGCUGCCAAGAGUAAACUCAUUGGGCUUAACACCUUCUCUUUGCAUCUUAUUGAAACACUCCAAGGCCUUUUCUGCUAGAUGUUCUCUCUGAGCAUAGCCAGCAAUGAUCACAGUCCACGAAAAGGUAUCCCUUUCGUUCAAACUGUUAAAAAUAGAUUUGGCAGCAUCAAAGCAUCUGCAUUUGGAGUACAUAUCAAUCAGAACGUUUCCUAUAUAAAUAUCCCUACUAUCAAUGCCAUUUUUUAGAACAUGAGCAUGCACUUGCUUCCCAAAGCUAGCAUUUGACUGGCUAGCACAGUUCCUCAGAAUGCUUAUAAAUGUAAACUUGUUUGGUUUUAUAUUUUUCACAAGAAUACUCUUGAAAAUCAUUUGUGCUUCAUCAGAACUUUCAUUGCCAUGGAAUCCAGAUAAAAGUGCAUUCCAUGAAACCACAUCCCUUUGACUCAUAUCAGAAAACACCUGGGAACCUUCAAACACUAAUCCAAGUUUCAUGUACAUUGAAAUCAGGGCAUUGCUGACCAACGUAUCAGAAUCAAAACAAUAUUUGCAAAUGCAAGCAUGAAUGCUUCUACAAAACUCCAGAUUACCCAAGUCAGCGGCUGUGUCAAGAAUAGCAGAUAGCAAGAAUUGGUUAGGCCUCAAACCCGAACGCAUCAUCAACUGAAACAAAUCCAAGGCUUCUACUUUCUGUCCUUGCUGAUCAAGGCCAUUGAUCAUUGUACACCAAGUCGCAGGGUCAGGAUUCUUGAUCCUCCAAAAAAUAUGGAGUGCAUCAUUCACCAUCUGACAUUUGGAAUACAUAUCAACUAAACCGCAACAAACAAAAUCAUCAACCUCGCCCCCAAGCUUGAUUGCCAUUGAAUGAACAACCUGACCAGCUCUCAGAAUCUGGGAACUUGCACAUCCUUUAAGAACAGUAGAAAUGGUGUAAUUAGUAAACCGCACUUCUGACUUCAUCAUCUCACAGAACAAACUCAGGACUUUAUCUCCAUCACCCAUUUGUGCAUAGCCAUUGAGGAGUGCAUUCCAAGAUACUGAGUUUUGCUCUGGCAUGACAGACAACACAUUUUCAGCAUAUUCCAAUUCACCGCAUUUAGUGUAAAGGUCAAUUAGAGCAGAACCAACAUACACAUCCUCAAAGUCCCCUCCUUUAACCACGUCAGCGUGCAAUUGUUUUGCGAAUUCGAAAUCAGAAGCGAUGGAACAGCCCUUCAAAAUUGUGGCCAGCGUAAACUCAUUGUGCCUUAUCCCUUCCCUCCUCAUUUCACAGAAUAACUCAACACUUUCACUACCAAGACCUUCAGCUACGAACCCAGAAAUCAAUGCAGUCCAUGACACAACAUCCCUCUCAGGCAUCUCAUCAAAUGCCUUGCGCGCAAAAUUCAAAGCUCCGCAUUUUGCAUAGAAAUUAAUCAAUGAAACAAAUAAAUGAGUAUCUGGGUUAAUCCCAGUUUUUAUCAACUUCCCAUGAAUUGCUUUUCCUUCAUUCAGACACGUUUUCUCCGCACAAUCGCGAAACCUUACCGAGUACCAUUUCAGCAGCCUUUCUGUACUGAAAUUUACAAUCCCGCCAACAUCCGUCCCAGCUGUGUUGACCCCUUUAUUAACAGUUUCUAUACCAGCAUCCUCCAAAAGAGCGGUUAAGUUAGAAGAAUAUCUAAUUCUACUGAGCUUCUUGUUGGGAUCAUUUGGAGGCCGGAAUCUUGGGUUUUUCAUUUUCGUUCCUCUACCUGUAGAAACUUUUACAUUACAAGGAAUAAUACUUCCGGGCAGUAUAAUUAACCCAUCCACAAGCGGGGAACUGUAAAUUUCCAUUUCUUCCAAGUAAGAAUUGGUUCUUAUGUCUUCGAACUCUGUAGUCUGUAGUUAGUUUUUGGAAAUGAGAGCAACGGAAAGAAACGAUCUGAAUUGGAGUAGUAUAGGACAAUGAUAAGAUUUCCAGCUUCGACUUCGAGUAACGGUUUUACUGUUUACUUUUACAGGGUGAUAGAUUUCUACUGAUUUGCGAAAAUUAUCGGAGUGAGCCCUGAAUUUUUAGAAAUUAUGGACAUUCCUCUAGACUUUUGUAGAAACAUAUAAAACAUUUAAACCCAAUUUUUUUUAAAAUUAUCUCUUUUUAUACCCCAUUCAUAGAACAUUUUAACUUAAAUUGUCAAAUUUAUCUAAACCCUAAAUAAAUU
Oldenlandia corymbosa var. corymbosa is the source of this 5398-nucleotide messenger RNA. NCBI's taxonomy places the organism in Eukaryota, Viridiplantae, Streptophyta, Magnoliopsida, Gentianales, Rubiaceae. The record is from the annotation of a GenBank genome assembly.